Molecule: messenger RNA, 2447 nt
Organism: Ciona intestinalis (vase tunicate)
Lineage: Eukaryota; Metazoa; Chordata; Ascidiacea; Phlebobranchia; Cionidae
Source: RefSeq, a predicted model, not a curated record
UUAAAAAAUUGGUGACAAGUUACCUGAACAUAACACAUAAUUUUGAUGUUAAUUUAGCUGCAAUUUUACCCAGAAUGACCCCGCUAAUCCUCCAAGAAUGUGCCCCUUCUGACCCCAAUCAAAAAUGGGUAUGUGACCCCUCUAACCCUGGACGAGUUCACCCAUUGCAUUCUUCAUUAUAUAUUAAUAUUGGGGACACAGACUCCAAUCGUGCUGUUGCUUACCGUUACUCUGAUCCAGGCUCAAUACUGUUCUCACACCUUUGGAAAGCACGGAACGCUCUGAACAAACUUAGCUUAUUAUCCAUAUGCGCAUUACACACAAACAAAUGCCCAGCUUUUGUUACACCACCUCAUUCCAGUGCCGUGCCAGAUAUAUGUGAUGGUAAAACCUUGAUAAAUGUGAACACAGUAUGCACAGUUACGUGCGACCCAGGGUACAUGUUCACUGCACAUAGAAGUGAUUCACUAACAUACACAUGCGAGUCUGACAAGCAGUGGACAUACCAUGCCACAGCAGUAUGCAGUAAGCCAUGCCCUGCCCCAAGUCCAAGUCCCAAUUUAGUAUUUGACCCACCAGCGUGUGGGGAUGGGUUUGCAACUUUCAAAGAUACCUGUAUCUUUCAAUGCGACCCGGGAUACGACAAAAUAGGCUCCAGUUUUGCGAUUUGUGGGGCUGAUGGUCUCUGGUCCACCAGCCCCCCUUUUUGUACCCGGAUUUGCCCCCAUUUACCCCCUACCAGUGCUCACCCAUCUGCGAACCAAACUAUCUACGCAACUCCUGAAAACUGUGACUACGAUAAUGAUAAAUAUGGUUCUGUUGUAACUGUUGGCACCCAAUGUAAACAUGUAUGCCCCCCACCCUACUUGCCGCAUACUUCACUCAUAAGGACUUGCAUGGCUGAUAAGACCUUUGAUCGUUCUGUGCCAGAGUGUUACAUACCUGUCUCCGUUGGUCUUGCUUACAACCCCUUAUUGUGCCCUGAACCCCCUCCCCACCCGCAAGCACUUGGAUUCCUCAUUGAAGUCGCCUCAUGCACCCUGCCCGACAACACUGUACGACAGUGUGCAUGGUAUGGUUGUACUGCUGAAUACAUGAUUCCAACAGACAAUGCAAUUCACUGCUUGGCUAAUAUAUAUACUUGGCCAGAUCCCCCUACCUGUAAAAGGCGAUGUCGUGCCAUAAGUCCUCAAUGUGCGGAAAUGUCCGAGGGUGAUGUGUGUGCCAUCGAGUGUCCAGUGAGUCAAUUGUUGUCGCACGGUAACGGUCGUCUUGUUUGUAAUGCUGAUGGAACAUGGAGUGACAAUAUGCCUUACUGCGUUCAAAAGCCUCAAUUUUGGAUUACCAACAUCCUCCGAUCGAACAUGAGCAAGUUCUGUCUUUUCCACUCUUCCCGUAUCAGUGUUGAUCCCUACCUCCGACUAAAAGACUGCUCCCUAGCAUCCAAGUUUGAUCCUGAUUAUCUUUGGUCUUGGGAUGGGAUGUGGUCACUCCGUCAUAAAUCCAGCAGUUACUGUUUAUCUGUACAAUCUAUUGCACAUGGAGCAAGACUUAUCCUGAGUGAAUGCAACCCACCGCAACAACUCCAACAAUGGAAAGGUUCAGGUGAUCCACAUCAUCCUUAUCGUAUUCAGUUGAAAUCUAAUGAAAAAUACAUAUGGAAAUCAGGCUUUGGCACAACUGGUCCUAUCCUUAUUCACACUGAUUCAUUACUAUACCACCACCCAACACUGGGUGUUGCCCAUUCUUUAUCAUGGGUAUCCUUUAAUGAGAGUGAAACAUACAAGGCACUCCACGCCAUGCAUUAUACUGGUAAUGCAUGCCCACCUCUUGCCUCUGUGGUUUCUCCAGGUGGAAGACUAUUACCACACUCCUGUACCGAUGAUUGGUCACCAAUAAACCAGGUAUGUACAUUUGAAUGUGGGGAAGGCUAUGCUAAAGAUUACUUUACACCUACCAAAACAACAUGCUUGAAAACUGGUGUUUGGUCAGCCAUCAAUUUUGACUGUGACCGGGCAUGUCCAGACUUGUCCCCUCCAUUUCGUGGUCAAAUCAGUGGUUGUGGUGAUGGUGUGAAAACUGUUGGCACAUCAUGUGAUGUUUCAUGUGAAUAUGGUCAUGAACUGGUGGGUAGCACGACAAGGGUUUGUCAAUGGGAUGGGAGAUGGUCUGGAACGGAUGCUGAAUGCGAUGUGCCUUGUCCUACAUCGCCACCUGUUGCCAACUCUGAACUUUUACCACCGGAGUGCGCCACACACCCCGGAACCCUCCUCGCUGGGGCCGUGUGUAACUACGAGUGCUUAGAGGGAUACCAAGUGGAGGAAAACCCAGGCGUGACGAAACUAUCGCGAAUGUGUUUUCAGAACGGAACGUGGUCUUCACCUGCACCAGUAUGCGUGAGAGUGUGCCCACCACAAACAGACCCUCCAAAUGGCAGGCGUCACUAA